Molecule: messenger RNA, 687 nt
Organism: Tarenaya hassleriana
Lineage: Eukaryota; Viridiplantae; Streptophyta; Magnoliopsida; Brassicales; Cleomaceae
Product: mitochondrial import inner membrane translocase subunit TIM14-2
Exons: 3
Coding region: 131-469 (112 amino acids)
Biological process (GO): protein import into mitochondrial matrix
Cellular component (GO): PAM complex, Tim23 associated import motor
Molecular function (GO): ATPase activator activity
Source: RefSeq, a predicted model, not a curated record
ACCUGCAAAUGUUUAGUUUCCUCUCAAGAACCCUAAAAGUCUAAACCCCAAGUUGGUGGUGCGAGGACCGAACACGAGCAUUUGAUUUCCUUUUCUUCUUUCGAUCUUGUAGCUUAUACCAGCGAGGAUAAUGGUUACGCCAAUAGUAGCAGGCAUAGCAGUGGCUGCUGCUGCAUAUGCUGGUAAAUAUGGUAUGGAAGCCUGGCAAGCAUUCAAGGCUAGACCCCCGAGGCCUAGAAUGCGCAGAUUUUACGAAGGUGGCUUCCAAUCUACGAUGACCCGGCGAGAAGCUGCACUUAUUCUCGGCGUGAGAGAAAGCACGGCGGCGGAAAAAGUGAAGGAAGCACAUAGGAGAGUGAUGGUGGCUAACCAUCCCGAUGCGGGAGGAAGUCACUACCUCGCUUCCAAGGUCAACGAAGCCAAAGAUUUGAUGCUCGGUCGGUCCAAGGGCGGCGGUUCCGCCUUUUAACCUUACAUUCAUAAAAAAGGAGAGAUUCCGUUGAAAUGGAUUAACGUUCCAUUCAUAAAAAAAAAGGAGAGAUUCCAUUGAGAUGGACAGCUCCCUCUUACUAGUUCCUGAAUCCUUUUUUUUUUGUUCUCUCAUGAAUGCUUCAAGGUCAACAUCCCUUUUAUGUAAAAACAUCAUGUUUCAGGGACCAAAGAAGCUGAAGGCGGUUUUGUAGUGAU